AUGGGCUCCCUGGGAAGCAGCGACGUCGAGAAGCGACUGGCGGUGGAGAGCGUGAACACGGAGGUGGCAUGCGCACUGCUCGCAACCGAGCAGUACGGGUACGUGGACGUCCGCAUGUGGGAGGACUUCGACCGGGGCCAUGUCGCCGGCGCGCGCAACGUGCCCUACUACCUCUCCGUCAACCCCCACGGCAAGGAGCGCAACCUGGACUUCGUGGACCAGGUCGCCGCGCUCCACUCGAAACAGGACCGGCUCCUCCUCGGCUGCCGCUCCGGGGUGCGGUCCAGGCUCGCCACCGCCGACCUCGUCGCCGCGGUUCACGAAGGUGAAGAACCUGGAGGGUGGCUACCUCUCCUUGCUCAAGAGCGUCAGUUACCAGCAGCCGGCAGCACUAGCCAACCUUCACAAAUUUUCCUUUUGUUUCUAAGGCUCUCAGGAAUAAGUUAA
This is a messenger RNA of Triticum turgidum subsp. durum (durum wheat), 447 nucleotides long. The record is from the annotation of a GenBank genome assembly. NCBI's taxonomy places the organism in Eukaryota, Viridiplantae, Streptophyta, Magnoliopsida, Poales, Poaceae.